This is a messenger RNA of Boleophthalmus pectinirostris (great blue-spotted mudskipper), 1710 nucleotides long. RefSeq names its product ciliary neurotrophic factor receptor (gene cntfr). The coding region runs from base 305 to 1393 and encodes 362 amino acids. Gene Ontology annotation, cellular component: membrane; external side of plasma membrane; signaling receptor complex. NCBI's taxonomy places the organism in Eukaryota, Metazoa, Chordata, Actinopteri, Gobiiformes, Gobiidae. The record is from RefSeq and is a predicted model, not a curated record. Gene Ontology annotation, biological process: cytokine-mediated signaling pathway. Gene Ontology annotation, molecular function: cytokine receptor activity; cytokine binding. The transcript is spliced from 11 exons.
UAAAACAGACUGGAGCUCGCGCACUCACGGCACAGCACUGCGAGACGUGGACACUGACGCACGCGCUGUCCACCGUACCGUAGCUCCUUUCCCCCCACUUGCACGCGGACACACAUGCUCGGACACGGCAACUUAUUCCCCGUAUCGGACUGACAGCGAGACGCACGCCGGAAUAUCUUACGCUACUACUAUUUCACUGGACAUCAACGAGUGACACAUCGGAAUUAACGCUAAAUAUUUUUGGGGUACACCAGAAGCGCGCCGGUGAAGAGGAGGUCUGUGCCAACAUUUCAUCUCAUCAAAGAUGGCAAACCUUGUGACAUCCAUGUGCUGCGUGGUGCUAGCCGCCGCCGUGGUGGCCUACGCGCAGAGACGCAGUCAGCUCGUGGGAAGAAACCAGUAUGAGAAGAUGGGCAGUGACGUGACCAUGCUGUGUGGCUCUCUGGACAACAGCACGUCCGUCACUUGGAAGGUGAAUGGGACCGACGUGAGGGCCCCGCACAGAGUGGAGGGGCCCCGGCUCCUGCUCACCCACGUCAACAGCAGCCACAACGGCCUGUACAGCUGCUUCCAGAACCCCCACGGAGAGAGACGCGACUCCAUCAACCUGCGCAUCGGACUGCCUCCUGGAGAUCUGCUCAUCACCUGUCGUUCUAACACAUACCCCAAAGGAUUCUACUGCAGCUGGACCCUCAUGCACCGCACUUUCAUCCCCACCAGCUUCGAGGUCGACGUGCAACACAACCAGCGCUCUCUGGAGGUGCAGACUGACCCCUUCCAUAAGAACCGCUGUCACGUGCGUUUCCCUGAGGUCUUCUCCAGCUUCCGUUACCUGGUCAACGUCACCGCGGUCAACGCCCUGGGCAAGGCCGCCUCCACAUACACGUUUGAGGAGUCCAGCAUAGUGAAGCCCGACCCCCCUGAGCGCGUGGUGGCUACCCCAGUGAGGAACAACCCUCGCAGGCUGGAGGUGUCCUGGAAUAGCCCCUCCACAUGGCCUGACAUCAACGGCUUCCCCCUGAAGUACUUCCUCCGCUACAGGCCCCUGAUCCGGGAGCAGUGGCAGCAUGUGGAACUUUCGGACAGCACCUCUCACACCAUCACUGACGCCUACGCUGGGAAGGAAUACAUCAUCCAGGUGGCUGCUAAGGACACAGAGAUCGGCACAUGGAGCGACUGGAGCGUGGCGGUGCACGCGACCACCUGGAUCGGAGAGAUCACCUCCCCUCCCGAAGUGGAGCCGGUCCCAGGGGUCAUCCCAGCAAAGACCAGCCCGUCCUCCGUGCCCUCGUCCAAGGCUCCUCAGAAGGCUGAACCUCCAGUGGGGAGAGCUGCCAGAGUCCUGACCCUCUUCUCUCCGCUCAUGCUGGGGAUGCUGCUGCUGCUCAUGUGAUGCGGAGGUCCCGUCCCGAGAGGAGGAAGAGGAGGAGUGGGAAGCAGAGGAGGGGGAGGGCUGUCCUUUUUUCUAUUUUGCACACGUUUUUUGAGGACAGGUGCAACAAUCGGUUCUGCCCAUCACACCCAGAUUACAAGACUUCUAAUCUGACAACUCAAAUUCCCAAAUCAAAAUCGUCCACUUUGGAAAAUCUCAAACUUUUGUAAAAACCCACGGAAGCGACAGGAGCUACACUGCGUUCUACAGUCUUAUACUCCCCCUGGUGCCCGUAAAGCGCUACUACAAACUGAUUUCUUGACUUGGGAAUCUCUUGA